UCAACGACACUUCCGUGUUUUCAUUAGGCAUUCGCUGAUGUAAUAACAAUACAUUCCUGCAAUAUCUGACUUUGAAAGUGCUACAACAUGGCGGAGCAACCUCAGGCCGCCAUCCAGGGCCUCACCUGCGGGAUCUGUCUUGACAAGGUGAAGCACUCGAAGCAGCUGCCCUGCUUCCACACCUUCUGUCGGGACUGUCUGGAGAAGCACAUCAAGCACUCCAACAACACUGUCACAGACCAGGGGAAAGAGGUCAUCCACUGCCCCCAGUGCCGACGCUCUGUUGCUGUUCCUGCCAAAGGCGUUGAUGGUUUCCCCAGCAGCUACUUUGUGAUGGCGAACUGUGACAUGUCAGAGAUCGAGUCAGGCGAUAUGACCUGCGGGGUGUGCGGGACCGAGGACUCUGCUGUUGGGUUCUGUAUUGAGUGUCGCAAGAACCUGUGUAUGGAGUGCAAGGAGCUGCACAAGAGUGACGAGAAGACUCAGAACCACCACAUCCUGGUCAUGGGAGACGGAAGGAAAACUGUUGAAACCAUAGAGAUGUGUGACAAACAUCCAAGUCAGGAACUCAAGUUCUACUGCACUGAGUGCAGAGUGCCUGUCUGUCUGGAUUGCCGCCAGACUCUGCACUAUGGUCAUACAGCUAUUGACAUAGCUGAAGCUGCAGAGAUAGACCGGGAGAAGCUCACUGAAAUGGUGGAGGAUCUGAAGUUGCUGGGGAUCAAGUUCAAGGCUGCCAAAGAGAAGGCAGACGAGGCAAGAGACAGGAUGAAGGUGAAUGGGGAGGUUGUGGUUGCAGCGGUGGAGACGCGGAAGGAUGAGGUAAAGAAGAUAGUGGAGCAGAUGUGCGAGGAUGGGAUCAAGUUUGUCAAGGAGAAGAUGGAUGCAGAGAAGAAGACCAUUCAGGCAGAGUAUGAAAACAUCAGAGAAGACUAUGACCUCCUUCUGAGAUCCAUUCAGGAGUCUGAAGAGGUUCUGCGACUCAGUGCUGCUUUACAAAUUGUCCGUGUUGCUAAAGAUAUCAGCGAUGUACUUGAGAGAUACGCGACACUUCAGGCUCAAGAGUUGGAUGAGAAGCAGUCCAUUUUUGCUACAGGAAUAUAUGGGACUCAGAUUCUUAGCAACUUUUGUGGAAUGUUUGGCUUUGAACCGCUGAAGCUUAGACCAGCCUUCCAUUUUGAAACAGACCACUUCGUGGAGUUCAGCCUUAUUCCUGUGUCUGCAACACAAGCAUGGGUCUCCUAUUACACCUCUGAAGGAAGUGCACUCGUAAAGUAUGACUUCUCUGGGGAGAAAAAGGAAGAUAUCGCUCUCCAGCCGGAUGGAAACGCUCGAGUUGUGAAGCUGGGCCGCGAGUUUCUCAUGACAUCUAAACAGGAGAAAAAACUGUACAUCUACAAAGGUAAAGCGGAACCACUGCAGGAGUUUGCAGAUGUUGGUCUGCCGCCCAGGGGUAUGGUUCUCACACAGGAGAACCAGAUUGUCCUCUGUACAUCAGAAUCAAAUGGAGACUCCGACAACGCCCUUCUGGUGUUCUCUGAGCGGGGCGACCUGCUGCAGAGGGUUGUAGAGGAGGAUGGCAAGAAGAUCUUUAUGGCCCCAAGGUACAUUGCCGUCAACAUCAAUGGUGAUAUCUGUGUGUCUGACAAAGGAGCGAGCUGUGUGGUCAUCCUGAAUAAGAACUUCCAGGUCAAGGCGCGCUACAUUCCACCAGAAAGUCUCAAGCUUCGUAGCUCCUUCUGCCCUCGAGGUGUCUGCUGUGACAAGUUUGGCCGCAUCAUCGUUGCCGAUGGCUGUAACAACAAACUACAUCUUCUGUCAGCUCAAGGGGACUUCCUCCGCUUCCUGGUGGGGGAGUCUGACAGCAUCAAGUGGCCGCGCCUAGUUUCCACAGGACCUGGAGACAAACUAUGGGUAGUCUGUCGCGGAAAUGUUCAAGUUUUUGACUACCUUGACAACUAAACCUUAACCUUGGGACAGAUGAAGUCAGCUGAAGGAACAUACCUUACCACAACUACUGGAUGUCAACUGUUCCAUGCUUCAAUUUGCAGCAUGUCUUCUGUUCAUGUUGGUUAGGAUUGAUAUGAAAUGCAAAGGUUCCAUAAGGACUGACUAUUUGAUAUUCUCGGGGUCUGGGAUUCGGUCAAAAAAUUAAUUUGCCCAUCAAACUGCACAAAAGAAAUUUUGUUUUUUUAUUAUGCUUCAGUUUGUUGAAACAAAAUAGAUGCCACAAAAUAUACAGUGUGGCAUGGUGUUCUUAAAAAAAUAUAUAUUUAGGCUCAUAAAUUAUUUGCAGCUGUGGCUGAAAAAAUAUCUCAUCUCAAUACAAAAUGUCCCCCCUCCAAAUAUCAAACGGCCGACUUAGUGAUCGUCUCAAUACAAAAUGCCCCCCUCCGAAUAUCAAACGGCCGACUAAGUGAGUGUUGAAUGAGUAUUGUGUUAGUGUGAGAGAGUGAAUGUGUGAGUGAGUAGUGAAUGUGUGAAUGAGUGUUGAGUGAGUAUGACAUGAAGACGUUCUUUUCUAAAUGUUAUGGUACCUUCUAUUGGCAUACUCUUUAAUCGUUUUAUGAAUCAAACAUUGAUAAAAUGUGAUAUCAGCACUGUAUGCAUUUUUGCUGUUGCAUGUGUCAAAGGUCAAAAGCUUUUUGUGCCGCUCUGCUAACAUAGAGGAUGUGUUGAGACAUUUAUGAGAUGUUUGUAUGACUCACUCUGAUUAAUUUAUUGAUAUGAACACAAUGUCAACAAAAUUAAGCUGAUGUGAUCAUGUACUUAAAGAAUUUUUAUCAUUUAAGAAAAUCUGGCCAUGUCCAUCAUAUGAAGGACAAAUUAAUCUUUUUGUUUUUAUCUUAUGACAUUUUUGAUAUCUAAUUCAUGAAAAUGUAUUAAAUUCAUGACAUAUGCACAUUGCAAGG
Molecule: messenger RNA, 2912 nt
Organism: Haliotis rufescens (red abalone)
Lineage: Eukaryota; Metazoa; Mollusca; Gastropoda; Lepetellida; Haliotidae
Product: E3 ubiquitin-protein ligase TRIM71-like
Exons: 2
Coding region: 88-1962 (624 amino acids)
Biological process (GO): positive regulation of DNA-templated transcription
Cellular component (GO): chromatin; nucleoplasm
Molecular function (GO): zinc ion binding; protein binding; ubiquitin-protein transferase activity
Source: RefSeq, a predicted model, not a curated record